GGGAAGAGGAGGAGGGAGAGCGAUGGCGGCGGCCGGCGGCACCGAGAGCGGGCGAGCGGCGGAGGGCGGCGCGGCGGCGCCGGUGUCGUUCGGCUUCAGGCGGAAGGCAGAGCGGAGGAGGCUGGUGGCGGCGGGGCCCUGCGCGGAGCCCCCGGGGGAAGCCGGGGAGGAGGCCGGAGAUGGAGAGGCAGAGCCGCUGAGGGCGGUGGAAGGGAAGGAGCUGCUCAGCUCCCGUCCGGCCCCCCCCCCGCCUAAGGAGCUCAUCAUUCCCCUGCUGCCCCCUGCCCACCGCUGGAGAAACCCGGAGCCCCCGCCCCCCGCUUCUGACCACACCCCUUCAGACCAUGCCCCUUCGAGUCACGCCUCCCCGGACCACGCCCCUUCAGACCCCGCCCCCCCCGGGCCCCUCUCGGUGGAGGACCAAGCGGUGAAGGAGCUACUGAAGGGUGAGUGCCUCUCCCUGUCCCCUCCACCCCUUCCAGAAGCGAGGCAGAGCCAGGAGCAGGGGGAGGGGGACUCUGCCCCCUCCAUUUCCAUCCCCAUCCCACUGCAGGAGGCAGCCCCCCGGCCACAGCCGACCCCCCAGGACUACGCGGCGGUGCCGGUGGCAGCCUUCGGCCUGGCCAUGCUGCGGGGGAUGGGCUGGAGCCAGGGGGAGGGCAUCGGCCGCACCUUCAAACAGGUGGUGAAGCCCUUGGAGCAUCGCCUGCGGCCCCGGGGGCUGGGGCUGGGGGCUGAGCCUGUGCCCCCCUCAGGGAACCCUCCAGCAGGGCAGCCCCCCCGGGAGGGGGAGGCUCAGGGGGGGAUGCUGGCUGUGGGGGCUUCGGUCCACAUCCAGGCUGGGCCUCACCAGGGCCUCUAUGGCAAGGUGGAGGGCUUGGACCCCGAGACCGCCAGGGCCGUGGUGAGGCUGGAGCUGGGGGGGCAGAGAGUGACCCUGAGCCAGCACAGCCUGAAGGUGGGAGCUCCUCCCAGUAAGAACUCCAAGGAGAAGGUUGUCCAGCAGGAGGCUCAUGCUGGGAGCAAGAGGAAGCAGCCCCUGGAAGAGGAGAGGACGCCCCAAAGGGUUCCCCGGAGGGCUCCCCCCUGGCUGCGCAGAGACCUUCGCGUGCGGUGCGUGGACAGCAGCUUCCAGGGGGGGCGCUACUACAACUGCAAGAUGGUGGUGGAGGAUAUGCUGACCCCAGACUCCUGCGUCUGCCGGACGGACGAGGGGCGGCUGGUGGAGGGCCUGAGGGAAGCCAUGUUGGAAACGGUGAUCCCACGAGGCGCCGGCGACCGCGUCAUGGUGGUGCUUGGGGAGCACACAGGGAAGGUGGGCAGGAUCCUGGAGCGGGAGCCGGGGCGCAGCCGUGCCCUGGUGCAGCUGGAGAGGGACGCGGCCGGGCGGGUGGUGCCCCUGGACUAUGACCUCAUCUGCCACUACGUGGGGGGGCUGGAGGAUGACUGAGAGACACA
Dryobates pubescens (Downy woodpecker) is the source of this 1458-nucleotide messenger RNA. RefSeq names its product G-patch domain and KOW motifs (gene GPKOW). Gene Ontology annotation, molecular function: nucleic acid binding. NCBI's taxonomy places the organism in Eukaryota, Metazoa, Chordata, Aves, Piciformes, Picidae. The coding region runs from base 23 to 1450 and encodes 475 amino acids. The transcript is spliced from 11 exons. Gene Ontology annotation, cellular component: spliceosomal complex. The record is from RefSeq and is a predicted model, not a curated record. Gene Ontology annotation, biological process: mRNA splicing, via spliceosome.